UUGGUUGAUCGAUUCAUUUGUGUUGAAAAUAGUAACAACAACAAAAAAUGGAAGUAUUCCUUAUGGUACGACGACAAACGACAACCAUAUUUCUGGAUUGUAAAGAAGUAACGCCCAUUAUUGAAUUGAAAAAAAUGAUCGAAGGUAUAACAAAAAUAUUGGCCAAAGAUCAGAUGCUCAUCAAAGAUGAUCAACCAAUGGAUGAUCAUAAAACAGUUGCUGAAUAUAAUUUAACAGUAACGACAGCCAAAGCACAGGCACCGGCAACAAUUGGACUUUGUUUUCGUCAAUCAGAUGGAAUGUUUGAACCAUUAGAAAUGACACCAUAUUCACAGCCACCAGAAUUGCCUGAUGAAUUGAAGCCGGUGGAUUCACGUGAACAAAAUGAUUAAAAAAAACAAAGUAUCGUUAUCGAUAAACACAGGGAGAAACUGGAAAAAAAUUGAUUGUGACAAUUUCAUCAUCAUCAUCAUCAUCAUCAUACAAAUCAUCCUCAUCAUUGAUAAAUGCAUUUCGAUUGCACAACAACCAUGUU
This is a messenger RNA of Dermatophagoides farinae (American house dust mite), 535 nucleotides long. RefSeq names its product transcription elongation factor elongin B (gene EloB). Lineage: Eukaryota; Metazoa; Arthropoda; Arachnida; Sarcoptiformes; Pyroglyphidae. Gene Ontology annotation, cellular component: elongin complex; VCB complex. The record is from RefSeq and is a predicted model, not a curated record. Gene Ontology annotation, molecular function: protein binding. Gene Ontology annotation, biological process: transcription elongation by RNA polymerase II.